GACAACAUUCGUCGUGUUGCCAUUGGGUAUGGCAGCAUCACGAUGUUUAACGCCUACGCCGACGAGGUCUUUCUUUCGUCCAAAGCCAAGUCGAAGAGAUUUCGUGCAACCCUGCAGAAUUGCGGCGUCCAGUUCAUCGAUACUCCACAUAAAGGCGAGAAGGAUAUUGCCGACAAAGUCAUGAUAACGGAUAUGCUUGCUUUUGCGGUAGAGAACCGGCCUCCAGCCACGGUGAUACUCAUCACUGGGGAUUCCGACUUUGCCCGUGCCGCCUAUAUCCUACGGACCAAGUUGUAUCGGGUGGUUCUCGUCACGCCC
Molecule: messenger RNA, 318 nt
Organism: Gloeophyllum trabeum ATCC 11539
Lineage: Eukaryota; Fungi; Basidiomycota; Agaricomycetes; Gloeophyllales; Gloeophyllaceae
Exons: 2
Biological process (GO): post-transcriptional gene silencing
Cellular component (GO): cytoplasm; peroxisome
Molecular function (GO): CCR4-NOT complex binding; RNA nuclease activity; mRNA base-pairing post-transcriptional repressor activity
Source: RefSeq, a predicted model, not a curated record